Messenger RNA from Linum trigynum, 4983 nucleotides. Lineage: Eukaryota; Viridiplantae; Streptophyta; Magnoliopsida; Malpighiales; Linaceae. The record is from the annotation of a GenBank genome assembly.
GAUAGAUGAAUAAGAAAAGCUCUAUUCCCCUCUCUUCUUGUGUCUCUACUCAUACUCUUAUGUAUGUUCCUCUUCCUUGUUAUUUCAUAACACGUUAUCAGCACGAAACUCUGUCAAAGUAAUGGUUGGUCAUUGUCUCUCUACAUAAUCAAAUAUACUUGAGUAAGAUCACACACGAUCAAUGUAUGCAAAUUUUCAUGCCAUUUCUAGUUAGUAUGUUUAUCUAUCUCAUUGUAUUUGAGAGAUUAUUUGAUCAUGUUAUUUGUUCAUAUUAUUUUAUGAACUUAUUUAUAUAUGUUGAUCUCGUAACAUAAAGUUUGUGCUUGGACAUUAUCAGAUAAUGAAAAUUGCUCUUGUAGUAGCAAAAUCAUUAUGGGUUGACUUAUCGAUUGCUACAUUGGACAUAUAGAGAAAUGAAAAUCUAUAUGUGCUCCUGAAGUAACAAUAUUAUCGUAGAGGUUUUAUAAAGUGUAAGUUAAUCUCUUGUUUGUUAAAGCUGAAAAGUGUAUUGGACUUGUGAUGAGAAAUAUUAUAUAAUUUGAUCCAAAGGCUGUUGUUUCAUUCCCGAAAGCGAAUGAAACAAACCAUUCUGAAAAGUGAAUGCCGUGAGACACACCAUUAUAUAAAUAUAAUUUGGUGUUUGAAUAAGGACAAUCAACAAAUUUAUCUUUUCACCGGAAGUGAAAGAUAAAAUGAUUAUAAAUGAGGAUGACCAACAAUUCAUGUAGCAAAAGUCAUGAUCAUAUAUCGUAACCUUCGUAUGUCAAAUGUGUUAUGAAACACAUAUAUGUUAUUAUUAUUAUUAUUAUUAUUAUUAUUAUUAUUAUUAUUAUUAUUAUUUAUGUUUUUGUAUAGAAUGAAUAUUCGCGAAAGUGAGUACUGGUAUUAUAUCAUAUAGUAUGAAAGUAAGCAAAAGCUCCAGAAGAGAUUGUGUUUUGUUACUUGAAGUAACUAAACAAUAUAUUGGUAAUAUUUGUAGACACCACAUUUUGUCCGGACAAGCAUUCUACUCAAAAUCCUAAAGCAAAAAAUAUAAAGAAAAAUUAGAAAGAAAAUUAGAAGUAAAUUGAUUGAGAAUAGCAAUGAUGGGUCAAUGAGUACCAAUAAAUAUCAAAUUCUCUUUCUAGUAUCAUAUGAGUUGAGACUAGCAUUGGCAAGUGAUGAACACUCAAUAAUUACCAACCUAACUUAUGCUAAGGUUGAUUUAGUUAAGACAUAAUCGAUUUAGUAAAGAUUAGCAGUGACAAUUCUUAAAUACCAAAUGGACAAUUGGAUGAAAGAAAUAAUAAUGGUUAGAAGUAUGAAUGUUUGCAUUAAGGUGUAAGGUCAAGGUCUAAUAGGUGAAAUGAGACAAGAGAAUAGAGGCAUAAAAAAAGGAAAAAAGAGAGUUUUAUUAUUAGAGUUAUUUCAUUGUACGACACAAGGAUAAUGACGCUAAACAAAGGAAGAUUUCAAGUUCAUUACAAUCUGAUAAUAAAAAAGAGAUGAAACUCAUUACAACCAAUCAGAUAAGCCUAUUUUAAUCGAGGUCACUUUUUCUCCUGCCUCUGGGCCCAAACGAGAUUAGCAACCUACAUAAUAAAAGCAGAUCAGUUAGUAGAGACUCAGCUAAAGCCCAAGUCCAAGCCCAAACUCAGAUUCAAAGUAUGGCCCAAGGUUCAAAACAUGCUAAUUCUAGCCCAUAGUUCGGGCCCAGAUGUGAAGAAACCAAAUCGGGCGCAACUCGGCCUAACUCGGCCCAACCAUAACCGAUCCAGACCAAUUCAGUCUGACCAUAUCUUAUCUAGCCGACCUCAACAGGAGGGCACACUUUUCAAAGUCGGAAUAAAGAAAUGCUCGAAUCAGAGAGCUACAUGUGGCAGUUUGGUUUGCUUUAAAAGAGCUACUUUAGGAGCUCAGAUAUCGUCCACCACUUGGGUUUUGGAGAACGGAUCAGCCAAUGGCCCAGAUCUGUUGCACACGCAAUGGACGUCCCGGAUCCGUUGAUCACUUUAGUUAGUGGACCGUGGGACUGAAUGACUAAACGACUAUACCAUGUGUCUGAUUUGUCUCCCCACGCGCCAGAGAAAGAGGGAGAUCCAAAUGUCUAUCGUUUCCAAAAUUUUGAAACUGAAAAUUUCUUUUAGAACUUCUAAUUUAAAUCCCUAAUUUCCUAAAUUUGAACCAAAUCCAAAAUUCAAAAUUUGAAACCAAAAUUUGAAUUUUGAGCGAUUGACGAUAAGUUUUAGAUUUCCCUGAUUCACUACAUCCAUUCGCUCUCUCUGUCUCUCUACCCCCUGUUUCUCUCCAUCUCAUGUAGAUCGUUCAUCUUCCUCCGCUCCGUCGUCCGUCUCUGCACUGCCGCCUCAUUCUCUCUACCUCUACCGCUUGUCUCCCUACAUCCCAUGGAGAUCCUCCUUCGCUCCGCCCUCUCGCCAGUCGUUGUUGGUCCGGCGAGACUACUGACGCGGCCCGUAUCCUCUGCCCUCCACCAUAUGUAUCCAUCGAUCUCGAAUCUUCAGGUAAUUCAUCCUCAGAACCUGAUCUAGCAAGACAGAUGUUAUAUUCCCCGAUUUAUGUGAUUGAUUUUUGGAAAUUUUCUUCCUUUUCGUCUUCUCAAUUUAUAUAUAUGUUUGGAAUUAUCUUCUCUAAAAAUGAAAACCUCGGAUGCUACCUUAAAUAUACAUUUUAUCUUUGCGGAAUAUAUUUUAAUGUCCGUUGGAAUACAUUUUCGUCAUUAUAUUGUCAUAUAUGGUUACCUUGCCAGUGCUAUAAUGCAACAUUGCAUGGCUAACCUUGUAGAACCCAUGAGAAAGCACAAUAGCAUUAUGGCCCAUAGUAUGGGCAAUGUCAACCUUUUCCAAUCAAAAUGUCCCCAAAGUGGACAUGUGAAACUAGUCCACUUAGUUUCUGGAGUCGUUUGUUACUUCUUCUUUUCACUGACGACCUUUGCUCUUAGGUCAUAGCUUCCUUUGUUUUUCUCUGCCUUUGAGUAAAGUUCUGGAAGCAAGAUGUUUUGCUCAUGCAUCAAGAUCCUUGCCGCAAUUCUUGCUCGUAUGAAGUUUAGUUGGUCUCGAUCUUCCCACAAUUUUUUUUGCUCUUCUGUGUAGUGUCCCUCAUAUUGUUCCAUGAAGUUGCAGCAGAACACACCGCAGUUGUGGGUAUCUUGCUGCUGUGGACAAUCUAGAACUUCCCAUUCAAAGCUUUUGAAACUCUCCUUUCCAUUAAGUUUUUUGAUGAAGGUGGUCCCAUAGGUAAUAACCCUCUAGCUGAGUGUUUGGCAUUUGGUUUGGAGACUAUCUUUGUAUGCCAUGUUGUCCAAGCACACAUACUUCCGUCUCACUAUGUCAAUAGCGAAGCAGAAAUAGUGUUUGUCAAUAUGCACUUGGAAGAAGAACUGAAGCAAGGUAUCAACAUUAUGGUUAGAGUCAUGUUCAUAGCUAGUUAGUAAUAUCUGACAAGGCAACAUGGUUUCUCAUAGUGUACUCACGUAUGCACAGUCAGCGAAGUCCGCCUCGGUCAAGGACGGGGUACAUUUGAACCGUUUCAUCAUUCUCUCACAAUGCUUUGCUAGAAGUGGCUCGUCGGAGAUGGCCUCACUUUCCAGGUAUUUCCUUGCAUGAUCCUGUAGAGAAAUACAGAGGCCAUCGAAUGAGUUCAGUUAUAAUCUAAAGUUGUUGCUAAUUUGGAUUAAAUCUGUACAGUUUCCUACAGCUACAAAUGUAUCGAAACAGUAUCUCGUGAUUUUUUUGUUUUCUGCCACAUUGUUGGAGUUUAGCCAGUGGGCAUAGGCAUUGAUGAAAUUUGUGCACAAUUCUUUUUUCAGCCUCAGAUGAUACAACUCCCACUUCAUGACAGUUGACAUUGCGGACUUAUGCACAACUACAUCUCUUCAAAGGGCAUUCGUUUGUAAGAUGGGUUAGCAUUUGACAACUGCGAAUUAAUCCUUGCACAUAUCAACAAAUAGUACUGCUACUGACCGUUCUUGUUCAAAGUCCGACAAAGCGAACUCGACCAAAAGAACUUCUUCACUAGUCAUCCUACUCUUUGUUUCCUUGGCAACCUAGAUUCCACUCGACGCCAUCUUCCAAUCCUACUAUCCCCCUCGAACUUGUAAUCUUCUAUGUCUUGUCCAUAGUUUUGAUAUGUCUCGACAUCAACCAUUUUUUCUUGACCUGAAAUGCCAAAAGUUCUCGAAAAGAAAGAAUAGUCUAACAUAGCAUUCCCAUGUUCAUGUCAUAAUGUGAUAAAGUGUAUGUAACACCCUGGUAUUUUAGAUUUAGGUUCGACCUUACUACGUGAUCGGUUGGAUUGACGGUUACAUACAAAGAGUUACAACCGCGGAUUAAGAAUAAUAAUAUUAUAACAUUAUUAUAAUAUUAUUAUUAUUACUUUAUUCUUUAAAAAAAACCAAUAACUCGCCCAAGGGGCUGAGCGGCCCACUCCCCCCCUCCCCAUAUUAUUUCCCCGCAGGAAAAAAAAUCUUUCCCCAUCAGGUUUCCCCAACAACGACGCGGAGAAGAAAGAAGAAGAAGAAGAAAAAAAAAGGGAAGAAGAAAAGGAGUCGCCGCCUCCUUGUUCUCGACCCCGACCCCAUCCCUUUCUAUCUAGCAGUGACGUUGAGGGUUCGAUCAGCAAGGAGAUCAACGUCCUAGGUCAUCCAACCUAGGCCUAGGCACGUUCUAGAGGUAAGGAAACUCGAUUCCUUUGAGUUAGAUCGAUUAAUUUGGUGAUUUUUCGUGAGGGUAGAAUUCUUGGGUUUUAGCAACAGGCUUUACAGGCUUUUAGUGACAGAUUUUGAUUGGUCACUAAAGCUGCUGAGAAUUUCCAGAAACGGAUUUUUAGAUGUUUUAAAUUGUUUCAAGCCUCUCUGAAGGGUUUUUUCUAGAUCUAACAAUUUUAUAAAUUGUGCGACGUCUAGGAGAUGGUUGUAAUCUAAUUUGGUAAUUUUUGAAGAUGUAUUUCUAGUUUUAGAAAUUGUUCGAAUAUAUUUUUUAAUUAAAU